AUGAUAUCAGUUUAUGCUGAAAAAGAAUUAGAUCAAAAUGGUUUUAAGAAUUUACAAUUAAUAGAAGAUUCUUUUAAAGAAGGAAAAGUUAAAAUUGCAAUAAAAUAUUAUCAUGAAAUACCAACAAAAAAUAUAAAAUCAAAUCCUAUAAUCCUUUUUGAAUUAUUUAAAGGAUUAUUUGAAUCAAAAAUAGAAAAUUCUAUAAUUUCUUCAAUUUUUAAUAUGAUAAAAAAAUCAGAUAUUAAAAUUAAUUCAGAUAUUGGAUAUUUUUUAAUGGUGGGAUUUCUUUGGAAUGAUGGAUUGAAAUAUGCGGAAAGAAUUUUACAAGAAAUGAUGGAAUUAAAAAUAAUUCCACCCGCUCAUGCUUUUAUUUUAUUAAUGCGAUCAUAUUGGAAAAAUGAAAUGAUAAAUAAAUCAGAAAAAUUAUUGGAAUUAAUUAAAUUUAUAAAUAUUCGAGAAUAUUCAUAUUAUCUUAGACUUUUAUUAAUUUAUUAUAAUAAAAAGAAAGAUAAAGAUGGUAUAUAUAAAUGGAUAAAUGAAUUGAUGAAAUUUACUGAUGAAGAUUUUAAAAUAAGGAAUUUUCCUGUAUUAAUGCUCUCAUAUGGAAUAUUGGGUAAAUUAUCUAAUACUUUAGAAUUAUGGGAAGAAUUAAAUGAAAAAUAUUCUGGUGAAGUUUUAUCAUCUGCUAUUUCAGUUUUAUUGGAUCAAAUUGGAAUUUAUGGUGACAUUACAACUUUAAAAAAACAUUGGAAAUUAUUUAUAAAUGAUUCAAAUGAUAAGUAUAUAUUAAAUUUAAAUCAUUUUAAUUCUUAUAUAGAAGCUUUAUGUCGUUUUAAAGCUUUUGAUGAAGCUAUCAAA
This is a messenger RNA of Rhizophagus irregularis DAOM 181602=DAOM 197198, 858 nucleotides long. RefSeq lists its product as uncharacterized. The record is from RefSeq and is a predicted model, not a curated record. Lineage: Eukaryota; Fungi; Glomeromycota; Glomeromycetes; Glomerales; Glomeraceae. Gene Ontology annotation, molecular function: protein binding.